This is a messenger RNA of Anthostomella pinea, 1791 nucleotides long. NCBI's taxonomy places the organism in Eukaryota, Fungi, Ascomycota, Sordariomycetes, Xylariales, Xylariaceae. The record is from the annotation of a GenBank genome assembly.
AUGCGGUCGACUACCAGCUAUGCGCUCGAGCUCCUGACGCUCGCGACCAUCCUCGGAUCCCUCCCGGCAGUGCUUGGUCAUGGCCACGAUGACGACGGCGGCAUGGAUAUGGACAUGGGCGCCGAGGAGCCGAAGCUCGAUCCAGACUCGUAUCCGCCGACAUAUUUCACGCAUCCCGAAUAUGCCACCCUCAUAUACGCGCACAUCGCGCUGAUGGUCAUAGGAUGGGUUAUUAUGCUACCCACAGCCGUCAUGCUAUCGAUUGCGCGAUCACGAUAUACCCUCGCGCUUCAGUUCGUCUUCCUCCUUACGAAUGCGAUCGGCAUCCUAGUAGGACUCAGCUACAAUGCGAAGACGCCCGAUCUAUACCCGAAUAACGCACACCACAAGCUCGGCUGGCUGGUCACCUGGGUCGUGAGCGCCCAGGUCAUGGUUGCCGUGGUGGGCCGCGUCGCCGGCGUCGUCGGCAGAAGUGGCGCGCAGGGGCAUCGCAAGGAGGAAGCGCAGGCGUUCAUGCCCGUUUCGACGGAAGCCAUGGCCGAGCAUGAGCGCAUCAAUGACCCCAUGUACUCGGAUCCGUACAGGCACUCGAACGAUAGCGGCCAGGGCACGGAACCCAACAGCGAGUCUUUGCGAAGCAGCUCUCUGUCAACACUCGCGGGGCAGGAGUCGCCAAUCGAGUUGGACGGCCGCAGAGUGCAGUACGACGAUGAGGAGGACCUUGAGUUCAAGCCCGCCGAGAUGCUGCCCUACAGGAAAUCGCGCUCAUUCGUUGCCUGGGCCGCCGGCAAGGUGUCGGACAGGGCUUGGAGAGCCGUGAUGCUGGGCUACAAUCUGGUCGACAGGACCAUACUUAUCCUGGGCUAUGUCACACUCUGCACUGGUGUCAUUACGUAUGCUCGCUUCUUUGAGGGACACGAGAUUUUCAGCGGUCUAGCACAUUGGAUCAAAGGGGGCAUAUUUUUCUGGUACGGAGUCUUGACUUUGGGAAGAUGGUCUGGAAGCUUUGCCGAGCUCGGCUGGGCAUGGAACGUUCGUCCGAAGCAAAGCUCUCGGAAAUGGAGGCCCACGGCAGAAUUUGUCGAGGGUGCUCUCAUCUUCACAUACGGCGCGACCAACAUCUUCCUCGAGCAUCUUGGCGCUGCCGAUAGCAGCUUUAGCGCCCAGGAUCUCGAGCACGUCUCCAUCACGGUGCUGUUCCUUGGAGGUGGCAUGCUGGCGAUGCUUGUCGAAUCGACGCGCAUUCGCGACCUCCUCAAUACCACGGUGACCGAGGCCGCACUCUCGCACGCAGGCCACGAUUACACGGACGAGGAACGCGAAGCACUGGAAGCGCCGAAGCAGUAUGAGUUCUCGGUCAACCCUGUUCCGGCACUGGUGGUCCUGUUGCUUGGCAUCAUGAUGAGCUCGCACACGCAACAGUCCAUGAUCUCUAGCAUGGUGCACAAGCAAUGGGGCAACCUCUUGGCGGGCGCUUCAUUCGCACGUGGACUCACGUACGUGUUGCUGUACCUCAAGCCGCCACGCUCGAUCCUGCCGUCGCGACCACCGACCGAGUUGCUUACUGCCUUUGCUCUCAUCUCUGGAGGCACAAUCUUCAUGGCGAGUAGUGGCGAUACCAUCAAAGGGAUGGAGCACUACGACCUGGAUGCCAUGUUCUUCUACACGGUCACCAUGGGAAUGGUUGGUCUUGUCAUGGCAUGGAUCGUGCUGCUCUUGGCGUUCAAGGGGUGGGCUGUGCGCAUCGAGUCCGGCCGGUCACCGAAGUCCUGGGCGCUGUCAAGAGUCUAA